Molecule: messenger RNA, 1775 nt
Organism: Stegastes partitus (bicolor damselfish)
Lineage: Eukaryota; Metazoa; Chordata; Actinopteri; Pomacentridae
Gene: stx17
Product: syntaxin 17
Exons: 7
Coding region: 179-1069 (296 amino acids)
Biological process (GO): exocytosis; intracellular protein transport; vesicle fusion
Cellular component (GO): SNARE complex; plasma membrane; endomembrane system
Molecular function (GO): SNAP receptor activity; SNARE binding
Source: RefSeq, a predicted model, not a curated record
CAGUUUACUGUCCGAAACAAGAAGGAAAAGGUUGUUUUAAAGCACCCAGUGUGGCUAAACGGUAAUUAUCAGUCCGUGGCGGCUGUAAAUUAUAAAGCCGAAGUGUGUUUAAACUGGGAGGUAAAGCCGAGCAGGUGCGGCGUCAAACUUCCACAGAGGUGGUCGGUCAGCGGGACACAUGGCAGAGGAAGCCAACAAGCUGACACUGAGGCGCCUCGAGGCACCGAUCCACAAGUUCAUUAAAGUGGCCCUGCCCACGGACCUGGAGAGGCUGCAGAAACACCACAGCAACAUACUGAAGUACCAACAGAGCCAGCAAUGGGAGCGCCUUCACCAGGAGCACAUCAACGCCAGCAGGACUGUUCAGCAGCUGAGAGCAAACGUCAGGGAGAUGGAGAAGCUGUGCACUCGAGUUCGCGCCGAAGACGCCGCCGCUCUGGAAGCUCUUGUCAGGCCGGUCAGAGACAGAGCGUCAGCCGCCGCACGGGACUUCCUGCUUCUGAACUCUAACCCCGUACCUGCACCACCACCUGCCGCUCAGACGUCCAGCUGUGCAUCCGGUAGCUGCGGCGCCGAUGACGAAGUGGGCGAGGAGCCAGUGUCUGGCAGGCAAAUUCAGCUCCACCUUCCAGAGAUCCCUGCUGAACAGAGCGCAGCUGAGUCCUGGGAUAACCUGGAGGAGGAUCUGAAGGAGCUGAGUGGUUUGGUGACGGAGUUCUCUCUGCUCGUCCACUCCCAGCAGGAGAAGAUUGACAGCAUCGAGGACAACGUCAACACAGCCGCUGCCAACGUGGAGGAGGGGACCAGGAGCCUGGGGAAGGCGGUGGGCUACAAGUUGGCGGUGUUGCCGGUUGCCGGGGCGCUGCUGGGCGGCGUACUGGGAGGCCCGCUCGGCCUGCUGGCUGGGUUCAAAGCUGCAGGGGUGGCUGCCGCUGUGGGAGGGGGCGCCCUGGGGUUCGCGGGCGGCAACUUGGUCCAGAAACACCGCCGAGCCCAAGUGGAUCUACAGAUGAAACGACUGACAGCACCACCGCCACCAGACGAACCAGAGCCAAGCAAAGACAAAUGACCCACCGGGCCCAGUUCAGCCCGGCCGCCGGUUAAUCACGAAGGCUCCUGAAAGCAACUGACGGACUCAGACGUCGCUAAGCACUGCUGUUACCAAGCACUGUGUCCAACAAGUAUGUAAUAACAGCCUUACUCGAGAGUCACAUACGCUGACGUUCCAGCGUGAAUGGUGUCCCUGUGAGGACAUUAAUCUAAUUUUCUACACACAACUUGUUUUUUUUAUUCAGCCAAACAGCUAUUUACACUACAGCUUUUAGUGUGGGGUUGGCCGACAUGACACGGCCGUGAGCACAACUCUUUACUAAAAAGAAGUGAUGGUUGAAUAAAUCAACCGAACAACUACGUGAGGGCACUUAGUCCAUGUUCCUUAAGUUAACUUCUUCUCUAAUAUUCAGGUUUACCAGCUGUCACGCCUCAAUAUUCCUUUAUGCAGAAAAUAAUGUGAAGCCUGUUGUAAAACAAGUGUCGCAAUAUUUAUAUAAAGUAUGUGGGACAGUAUACAACGGUGCAAUAUGACUUAAAUGUCACACUAGUCUAAACUGUGUCACCUGACAGCAACUGAUCAAGUUGAACAAUCAGGUAUUUAUGUAAAAUAAAAACUAAGACUUUAGAUUUACUGUGUUUAAAAUACGAGCUCUACCAUAGCAACUUAGUUAUGCUGGAAUAUUCUAGACUGGGGGCUGCAAGGUGGCUUGGUAGUUAGCACU